AUCGAUAAUUUUUCCAGAAUUUUCACAAUAAAUAAAAAAUUAACUAGUGCUUUUGUGUGGCAAUAAGAAAGUAUCGCCAAAAUGUCGUUAAAUACGGCACAUUUAAACGGAGGGGUUCUAAUCCAUAAUGGAGAACAGAUUUUGUUGUAUUCAGACGGUGUGAGCAUAGAAUGGAGUGGUCAACAAGGAAAUUCUUUCUACGGAGUUAAGAAGGGCUCUAUUUAUCUAACAACACACAGAGUAAUUUUCCUUAAUAAAUCUAGUGCAGAUGAGAUGCUCAGUUUCAGCUUUCCCUUUGUAACACUCAGUGAGGUCGAGAUAGAACAACCAGUUUUUGGUGCCAAUUACAUAAAGGGAAAAGUUCGAGCCCAGCCAAAUGGCAAUUGGAUCGGUGAGGCCAAGUUUAAGAUGACCUUUAAGCAUGGAGGGGCCAUUGAAUUUGGACAGGCUCUGCUUAGGGCAGCGCAUUUUGCCUCCAGAGGUGGUUACGAUGCCCCACCUCCAUAUGUUCCUCCUCAGACCCAGUGGUAUGCUGCUGCUCCUCCCGCCUAUGCUCCUUCAGCACAAGGCUAUUAUGGUUGGAUGCCUCCCACCAAUGUAUUUCCACAACAUCCACCUACUGAUGGUGUCUUCAUGACUGAUGCUCCUCCACCAUACCCAGGAAUAGUACCUGGCUAUCAACCCAAUGGCUAUGGACCCCCACAAGGCCCCCCUGGUUAUUCCCAAGGACCUCCAAUGUAUCCUGGAACAGCAGUUAUGGUGGUCAGAGUUCUGCUGGAGCAGCUGGUUUUCAACAACCACCACAAUUUGCUAGUGCUGCAGAUGCCAAAGCUCACGAAGCUGCUCAAUCAGCCUACAAUAAUCAAAAUAGUAGACCACCACAGGGUUAUGCUCCUCCACCAGCCUAUUAUGAAAGUCCACCCACCUACAGCCAAGCUACCCACAAGAAGGAACAGUAAGCACUUGCAGGCCUACUGGAAGUGAGCACAGGACGCGAGCUUUUGCAAAUAUACUAUAUUAUUAUUAUUAUUUUUAAUGUUUAUUGAGAAUUUUAGUUAAGUUCACUUUGAGUGAUGUAUAGGAUGAGACAUUCCUCAAACACGGCACAUUAAAUAUAUUUGAUUUAGACUGUUGAUCAAACAAAAUGGUACUGACGUGAUAUUUUGUCAUUGUUAUGUAAGGAAAAGAAGGAAAAUAUAUAUUUUUAUUGUCAUUAAUAUACUGAUGUUUACAAACUGGAGAAAAUUGAGGUUAUAUUCCUGGACUUCUUUCUUUGCGUAUUUACCUUAGAAAAUUACUUUUCUAAAUCAAACUGCAAGUGUUUUCUCUUUGUAAUAUUUGAAAACAUAAUUUAUUAUUUUUGGUGAAUUAGUAGUCAGUGUUUUAUCGCAAUUUUAUUUACCAUUUAUAUAGAAACAUUAAGGUCCUAGGAUUUUUCCAUCAAUUACCCAAUUGAGACUAUGUGUGAAUGGAUCUAAUUUUCUUCACGGAGCAGAAACUGAGCAGAAACCUUCAUGGUUUUUACGCGGACUUGUCAUCUCAUGGUUUAUUUUUUGGGUUGUGUUAAUGUGUCUACUAGUAUUUUAUUUCUAGACGUUUUUAUAAUUUUCUACUAUAUUUUAAGAUGUUUAGUUUUUAUCUGACUGUACUAUUACCAUAUAGACCUAAUACUCAAUUGAAUCUGACGUCAGCUAAAGCAGCCAUGUUCUGUUUUCUAAGUUAAUUGAUUAUAAAAGAAAUGCAUAGCGCUCUCCUUAUCACACAUAGGAAAAGAAAGAAGUUAAGUUUGUAAACGCCAUUUUACUAUAUAACUAAUGUAUGUUGUUAUUCCGCAUUUAUUAAAGUAUUGUAUAAUAGCAGUAAUCACUUAUAUAUGUAAAUAUUCAGUACUAGCUUAUAUUGAUUAUUUUUGUUGAGAUGAAGGCGUGUAUAUUUCAAUAAAAACAUCGUUACAACGA
Molecule: messenger RNA, 1958 nt
Organism: Diabrotica balteata
Lineage: Eukaryota; Metazoa; Arthropoda; Insecta; Coleoptera; Chrysomelidae
Source: the annotation of a GenBank genome assembly